This is a messenger RNA of Juglans microcarpa x Juglans regia, 2057 nucleotides long. RefSeq names its product rust resistance kinase Lr10-like. The record is from RefSeq and is a predicted model, not a curated record. Lineage: Eukaryota; Viridiplantae; Streptophyta; Magnoliopsida; Fagales; Juglandaceae. The coding region runs from base 45 to 1916 and encodes 623 amino acids. Gene Ontology annotation, molecular function: ATP binding; protein kinase activity; polysaccharide binding. The transcript has 3 exons. Gene Ontology annotation, biological process: protein phosphorylation.
UAAUUUUAUGUAAUACACAUUACUGAUCAGAGAGAGGAUCAGAAAUGGCGAUUUCGUGUUCCUUCUUCUUGUUUAUGGUUUUCACGAUGAUGGACCACCACGUAGGAGGUCAUGAAAAUGUGUGUGAAGAAUUACGUUGUGGAGGCAAAGGCCCAGCCAUCCGAUUUCAUUUCCGGCUUAGCCACACGAGACAACCUGACCACUGUAGCUUUCCUGGGUUUACUCUUUCCUGCACAGAUUCAAACCAAACACUGCUCGAACUGCCCAUUUCAGUGAAGCUCUUUGUCAAGAAGAUUAACUAUAAAACGCAGGUUAUUCAACUUUUUGACCCAAAUCACUGCUUCCCAAGAGAUCAGCUUAGUAGACUCAAUCUAUCUUCUUCGCCUUUCCAAUUCCUAUUCGACGAACAAUAUUACUACUACCCUCGUGGCUAUGGCUUAUUCAAUUGUUCCCAAAGUACAAAUCAGAGCAAUGACAUGAUCCGCAGGAUCUCUUGUCUGAGUGACCCUACCCACCAAGUUUACGCCUUGAAAUUCGGUUAUGAUCAAUCGUUAAUGGAGUUGCCCAUAUCGUCUUGUACAAAGAUGUAUAAUAUUCCGUAUAUUGCUGAAGGUGCAGUGACGGGCGACGCUAACAUUCUUCACUUGAACUGGUCCAGUCCAGACUGCAGGCAUUGUGAACGGAGAAGCAAGAAUUGUAGAAUUUUGAAGAAUAAUAAUAGCACUGGCGAAUCAAAAACUGAGUGCUUCCCCAGACAAAGAAAUCAUGCCAAAGGUAGCACAUCGACAAAAUUAGUGAUUGUUGGUGCCAUUUUAGGUUCAUUUUUGUUGGUAUUGUUGGUCUUUGCAAUCUACCGUGUCUAUAGGUAUGAUAAAGUUGAGAAAGAAAAUCAAGCAAAGAUCGAAAUGUUUUUGGAAGAUUAUAGAAACUUAAAGCCCUCAAGAUACACGUAUUCUGAUAUUAGAAGGAUUACAAAUGAAUUUGCUGAUAAGUUAGGCCAAGGAGCUUAUGGAACAGUGUUCAAAGGAAAGCUUUCCAACGAAAUCUAUGUUGCGGUGAAGAUUCUGAACACUUCCAAAGGAAAAGGGGAGGAAUUCUUAAAUGAAGUGGGAACAAUGGGUACGAUCCACCAUGUCAAUGUUGUUCGCUUGGUUGGUUUUUGUGCCGAUGGAUUUAGAAGAGCCUUAGUGUAUGAAUUUUUAUCAAAUAACUCUCUAGACAAGUUCAUAUCUUCGGCAGAUGUUAAGAAUCAAUUUCUUGGUUGGGACAAGCUACAAGACAUUGCCAUUGGAAUUGCAAAAGGAAUUGAGUAUCUUCACCAAGGGUGCGACCAACGAAUACUUCAUUUUGACAUCAAACCUCAUAAUAUUUUGCUAGACCAUAACUUCAAUCCAAAAAUUUCUGAUUUUGGUCUUGCUAAGUUGUGCUCUAAAGACCAAAGUGCAGUAUCCAUGACCACGGCCAGAGGAACCAUGGGUUACAUUGCACCAGAAGUGUUCUCUAGGAAUUUUGGAAAUGUGACUUACAAAGUUGAUGUUUAUAGUUUCGGAAUGCUGUUGCUAGAAAUGGUCGGAGGCAGGAAAAAUACAGAGGUCACAACAGAGAAUAUUAGCCAAGUCUAUUUUCCAGAAUGGAUCUAUAAUUGUUUAGAGCAAAAAGAAGACUUUCGAGUCUUUGUUGAAGAUGAUGGAGAUGCUCAGAUUGCAAAGAAACUCGCAAUUGUAGGGCUGUGGUGCAUCCAAUGGAACCCAAUGAAUCGUCCCUCAAUGAAAGUUGCAGUUCAAAUGUUGGAAGGAGGGGGCAAUUUGACCAUGCCUCCUAAUCCCUUUGCCUCCACAACUACUACAAGAACCAAUGCAAGGACACCGGCAAUGGAUUUUCGUCAAGAGUUACAAGUCAUACCAGAAUCAGAAUAAAGACAAGUGAAUGUAGAAUUUGCUAUAAAGAUGUUGCAAUCCUUUUACACUUUAGCAUUAGUAUAACUGAUAAUGGAUUCAAUUCUGUUGGAUUUGAAUUGUUUCUUAUAUCAAAAUAUGAGCAGGGUCAGUUUUUUAUUU